CCAUUUUCCCCAACCGACGAUACUUCGUCCUGAAUAUUCACCAGUUUUCAGUCACUCAAAAUAAUUACGGUGAAACGACAGCAUGCGCUGUUCUACCGAUAUAUUCCAAAUUCAUCUGUGGCCAGUGCAUUCUCUUCCGUCAGUGCAGUGCUCCAAGAUGCCUCAACACUCUCUUUUAUAACUUUCACGUUUUCUCCUUCAGUUUUAACAAACUGAAAGAGAAAUAGAAAAAAACUUAUUUUAAGUCGCGGUUAAAAUAAGAAACUGAAACUUGACGAUUUUCAUUUUUGGAGGCGGUCCACAUAAAAAUGUUGUUAAUGAACUCGAUUAAAAAUAACAGUAAUAGUACUAGUAUUAAUAAUGAAAAUGCGCUUCAACGUUUCAAUGCGACGUAUCCCGUGGACGAUUGGUUGAAAUGUUGUUUCCUCACCGUCGACUACAUCAAUGAGAUGAACCCGCACUGGAUGCAAUUCGAACCUCCUCCGAGAAUCGUGUAUUAUAUUUUAGCCGGAGUUUAUUUGGUUGUUAUGAUUAUCGGAGUAUUUGGUAACCUUACUGUUAUCGGUAUAUUUUAUAGAUGUGCGGCGUUGCGAACACCAGCUAACACACUUAUUAUGAACCUGGCUUUCAGUGAUCUUUUAAUGAUGGCUAUGAUACCUUUAUUGCUAUAUAAUUGUUUUAAUUAUGGACCGGCUAUAGGAAGAACAGGUUGUAAAUUAUAUGGAUUUAUGGGUGGUUUAAGUGGAACAGUUUCGAUAUGUUUAUUAGCAGCUAUAUCCUACGAUAGAUUCUACGUAAUAAGAUUUCCUUUGAGAAAGUUAAUAAAUAAAGCCCACAUUUACCCUCUAGUCGGGUUAUCGUGGAUUUACGGCAUCGUAUUUAGUAUUAUUCCAGUUUUAGACCUUGGAUUUGGGAGUUACGUCCCGGAAGCGUAUUUUAUUAGUUGUAGUUUUGAUUAUAUCACUCCAAGAUCCGACAUAAAAAUUUUUAUUCUUUCCUAUUUCGUCGCUGCCUGGCUCGUCCCGUUUAUAAUAAUUACAUUUUCAUACGUUAACAUUAUUUGGGUGGUGGCAAGAUCGAGGAAAGUAAUCACCAAGAAUUUAUCAACGAAAGAAACUUAUAUUCACAUGAAAAAAGAAGUGAAAUUAAAACAAGAAAUGAAAUUAGCCGUAACUGUUUUAUUGGUGGUUUUGUUAUGGUUUGUUGCUUGGACUCCUUACGCCACCGUUGCUUUAUUGGGAAUUUCAGGAGAAUCGGAAUUAAUAACUCCGGCUGUUUCUUUAGCUCCAGCUCUUUUUUGUAAAAUGGCGAGCUGUCUCGAUCCGUAUGUGUAUGCGUUUUCCCAUCCGAAAAUUCGAAAAGAAAUCGAUUUUAUGUUAUCGCAAAAUUCGGCGACACGAUUUUUUUGCCCGAGAAGAGUUUUGGAAAGAAGAUUUACUCAGAGAAUGAGCGAAAGGAUGUCGCAAAGUAUUGAAGCUAUCGAAGAAGUUGUCAUGGUCACUUUACCUAGUGAGGAAGCACCCACACCACAUAUUUCACAUCAUAUUUAAAUUUAAGAUUAAAAAAUAAUUAAUAAAUGCGUAAAA
This is a messenger RNA of Onthophagus taurus, 1586 nucleotides long. Its product is annotated as opsin, ultraviolet-sensitive-like. Gene Ontology annotation, biological process: G protein-coupled receptor signaling pathway. Lineage: Eukaryota; Metazoa; Arthropoda; Insecta; Coleoptera; Scarabaeidae. Gene Ontology annotation, cellular component: membrane. Gene Ontology annotation, molecular function: G protein-coupled receptor activity. The record is from RefSeq and is a predicted model, not a curated record.